AUGUUGCAGAUGGAAUUGCGACAAGUCGUGUCUGUGUGUGUUAUCGUGUUUCUCCUGGCCGCCGUGCCUGGGAUCUCCGGGUCUCGGCGAUGGGAGAAUCGAAACAGGGACACGGCUAGAGGUCGACAACGGGAGUCGCUUCGCGAGGAACUCAGGGAACAGAGGACUCAGAUCGACAGACCUCGAGUCGAUCAGCAGGCUGGUCCCGAUCCUCCCAUCAAAAAUGAACACUCCAGGAACCUGAAAAUUGGGGUUCGCGAGCUUUUGUCCCCCGUGAAACGGGGUCGUGAACCCAAAAAGUUUGAGAAUCUCUGGUCCAGUCCAUCUCCGUUGGAUACUUGA
Messenger RNA from Darwinula stevensoni, 342 nucleotides. Lineage: Eukaryota; Metazoa; Arthropoda; Ostracoda; Podocopida; Darwinulidae. The record is from the annotation of a GenBank genome assembly.